AUGAAGAGAGUUAGUUGGUCAACUAUAUUGAUCGUGACGAUGAUUGUGGCGUUGCUGGUGAUAGAACAAGUGGUGGUUCCGGCCGCGGCGGGGAGGGUUCUACCGGAGGAGACGGUGAGGAUGGAGAAGGUCAAGUCAACGGUGGAUUCGUGGUUUCAGCGUUUGGCGUCGGGUCCGAGUGCAAGAGGCCGUGGCCAUUAA
Messenger RNA from Arabis nemorensis, 201 nucleotides. The record is from the annotation of a GenBank genome assembly. Lineage: Eukaryota; Viridiplantae; Streptophyta; Magnoliopsida; Brassicales; Brassicaceae.